This is a messenger RNA of Humulus lupulus (European hop), 3086 nucleotides long. Its product is annotated as ent-kaurene synthase TSP4, chloroplastic. Bases 250 to 2766 code for a protein of 838 amino acids. The transcript is spliced from 16 exons. Gene Ontology annotation, cellular component: chloroplast. The record is from RefSeq and is a predicted model, not a curated record. Gene Ontology annotation, biological process: gibberellin biosynthetic process. Lineage: Eukaryota; Viridiplantae; Streptophyta; Magnoliopsida; Rosales; Cannabaceae. Gene Ontology annotation, molecular function: magnesium ion binding; terpene synthase activity.
UGCGUUUCUUAGUUGAUUAAUGUUUCCUUAUGGAUGACAAUCUGUAUGAACUAUGAUGAAUUUUGUUUUAAAUUGGCUAUCUAAUUCUAGUUGAAAAUAAAAACUACGCAUGACCCUUUGUAGUGAGUAGGCUAAUAGAGAAAAAGAGCAUACCGCAAGAGAGGGUCGCUGCUCCUCUCACUCUUAAGGUGGUGGUUGAUAUAUUCCUUUAAUUCUUGUUUGACGAAUGAAUUUGCACUGUUCGAGAAAAUGCCACAAUCGGAAUUUGCUUUCUUGGAUAGUUAUGAUUGGCCUUUUGUAGAGACUGUCUUUACUGUUUCGCAUAAAUAUUUGAAUUACUGGGUACACAGUGACUGCAACACUCCCUUUGCCCAUUCCGAGACAAUCAUGUCUCGUUCAUUGCAUUCCAAUUUCAGGUGUUCCACUUCUUCCUCAUCAGCUUCUCCGAUACCAAGAUUAAAUGAAGCAAAUAAAAGCAAUACUGCUGUUUUGAAGUUUGAGGAGACCAAAGAAAGAAUAAAAAAGAUGUUUAAUAAAGUUGAACUCUCUGUUUCCUCAUACGACACUGCCUGGGUAGCAAUGGUCCCUUCAAAUUCUGGGCAGCACCCUUUCUUUCCUCAAUGUGUAAAUUGGUUACUGGAGAAUCAGCACUCUGACGGUUCAUGGGGUCUUCCUCAUUGUCAUCCCUUGCUUAUGAAAGAUGCUCUUUUAUCUACUUUAAGUAGUGUUCUUGCAAUGAAGCGAUGGAAUGUUGGCGAAAAACAAAUAGACAAGGGCCUGUAUUUCAUAGAGGAAAAUCUAGCUUCAGCCAUUGAUGAGAAGCAAUAUUCACCUAUUGGAUUUGACGUAAUAUUUCCUAUGAUGAUUGAUUAUGCCAAAAAUUUGGAUCUGAAUAUUUCUCUUGAGCCAUCCAAUUAUGUUGACCUAAUUCAUAACAGAGAGAUGUCACUUAAAAGAGCCUCAGAAAGUUACUCAGAGGGACAUGAAGCGUACUUAGUGUACAUCUCAGAAGGUCUUGGAAAGCCAUUGGAUUGUGAAAGGGUCAUGAAGUACCAAAGGAAAAAUGGUUCUCUGUUUAAUUCACCAUCCACCACUGCUGUUGCUUUUACCCACUUUGGGAAUGCUGACUGUCUUAAGUAUCUCUGCUCUGUUGUAGACAAGUUUGGAAGUGCAGUUCCAACGGUAUAUCCUCUAGAUAUUUAUGCUCAUCUCUCAAUGGUGGACAAUCUCCAAAGGUUGGGGAUAGAACGAUAUUUCAAAGACGAAAUCAGAAGUGUACUGGAUGAAACAUACAAAUAUUGGCUGCAAGGAGAUGAGUGUGUUCUCUUAGAUGCCUCCACCUGUGCAAUGGCAUUUCGUUUAUUGCGUGUUAACGGAUAUGAUGUAUCUUCAGAUCCAUUAAUUCAAUUUUCAGAAGAUUAUAUAUUCAAUUACCUUGGAAAUCAUACGAAGGACAUAGAUGCUGUCUUGGAAAUAUUUAGGGCCUCCGAGAUCAUCAUCCAUCCAGAUGAAUCAAUCUUGGAGAAGCAAAACUUCUGGACAAGCCAUUUUUUAAAGCAAGAAUUAUUCAGCAUGUCAACCAGGGAAAAUAAACUCAAUAAAAAUAUUGGCAAAGUGGUAAGUGAAGCUCUUAAGAUUCCUUUCUAUGCAAACUUGGAACGACUAGCAAGUAGAAGAGCCAUAGAGUACUAUGACACUGAUAGUAUGAGGAUUCUGAAAACUUCAUAUUGUUCCUUAAAUGUUCGCAACAAGGAUUUCCUAAUGUUAGCAGUGGAAGACUUCAACAUGUGCCAGUCAAUACAUCGUGAAGAACUCAAACAUCUCUCUAGGUGGGUUGUAGAGAAUAGGCUGGAUAAGCUAAAGUUUGCUAGGCAGAAGCUGGCAUACUGUUACUUUUCUGCUGCUGCUACUCUUUCUUCUCCUGAAUUAUCUGAUGCCCGCAUAUCAUGGGCUAAAAACGGGGUACUUACUACAGUGGUUGAUGAUUUUUUUGAUGUUGGAGGUUCAGAAGAGGAACUAUUAAACCUCAUUCAAUUGAUGGAAAAGUGGGAUGUAGAUGUCAGUGUUGAUUGUUUAUCCGAGCAAGUUGAAAUUGUUUUUUUAGCACUUCGUGGCACGAUCUCUGAAAUUGGAGCAAAAGCAUUCAUGUGGCAAGGACGUAGUGUGACAAAUCACAUAAUAGAGAUUUGGCUGGAUUUGCUUAAAUCUAUGUUGAAGGAAGCUCAAUGGUUGAAAUACGAGACCGUGCCAACAAUAGAUGAGUACAUGAAAAAUGGAUACAUAUCAUUUGCCUUAGGACCUAUAGUCCUUCCAGCUCUUUACUUAGUUGGACCUAAGCUUUCUGAGGAUGUUACAAGACAUUCCGAGAUCCAUUAUCUAUAUAAACUCAUGAGCACUUCGGGACGACUUCUAAAUGAUAUCCAUAGCUUCAAGAGAGAAUCCAAAGAAGGAAAACUGAAUGCAGUGUCAUUAAACCUCCUGGUGCAUGCAUCUUGUUUUGGUUCUGGUUCUUCUUCUGAAGAAGAGACCAUUAAUGAAAUGAAAAGUGUUGUAGGCGCUAAGAGGAGAGAAUUGCUGAGGCUAGUUUUUAAGGAAAAAGAUAGCAUUGUUCCGAGAGCUUGCAAGGACUUGUUCUGGAAAAUGAGCCAAGUGUUGCACUUAUUUUAUGCCAAUGACGACGGAUUCACCUCAAAUGAGAUGAUCAAUGUCACAAAAGCAAUAAUUGAAGAACCCAUAACUGACAGCAAUUUGAAGUCUAGAAUAUGAAUCAAAUGUUAAAAAAUCAGGUGCAAUUAAUGAUCUCUGCAAAUAGUCAACCAGUCUAGCUGAGGAUGGAGAAUAAGGUCUGAGAAUAAGGUGCAAUUAAUGAUCCCUGCAAAUCAAACCUAGCCGAUGAUUUUUUAUAUAUAUACUUUUAAGUUGGAUCAUUCACAUAGAAUAUGUGCUUUGCUUGUGUUGCCAUUAUAAUUGAGUUAGCUAUGUGCCCAUUCGAUUAACAUAAACUAAUAUGAAACCUACAUCGUCUUCUCUUUUACUACGAUAUCACUUUUCACUUAAUCACAUAAGAAAAUAAGUAUUUGAAUUUU